Molecule: messenger RNA, 823 nt
Organism: Homarus americanus (American lobster)
Lineage: Eukaryota; Metazoa; Arthropoda; Malacostraca; Decapoda; Nephropidae
Source: RefSeq, a predicted model, not a curated record
AGUGGUGGUGGUAGUGGUGGCAGUAGUCCACUUGAUCAACACAACUUGGUCAGUCUCGUUAAGUGACCGCCACCUGGUGUUACUCCCCGGCACUAGACACCAAGACCAAUAGACAUACACCCUUAUCGAUCUCUAUUCACGAUAAGAAGAAAAUAUUAAUAAUAAGUGAUAUCAUUGAACAUGUGACUGGCUCUUUAACUGGCCACUAGUGAUGCUUAGUGAAACGUCGAGAUUUAUAAAUGAAAAUCCAACGGUAAAUGGCUUCGGGGACCAGCCAAUUAAAUUUGAGGUGUUUGUUGCAAGCAGAAUGAGUCAGUUCAGUACGGGAGGUUGUUUACCGUAUUGCAAGAUGUGUUCGUGGUUAUUCUCUAACACGACAGACGACGACGACUCACGCCCAGAAGACCUCACCACCUCGCCAAAGUCACACAACCACACGUCUUCAUCAACACACGGACAAGUGCCAUCCCCGAGCUCUGUGGCACCCAUUAACCGAGUGCUAGCCGCCACAAAGCCCUCACCACCGGACCAACUUGGAUCAGGAGAGAGGCAGUUGUUACCGUACAGAAUGACGGAGACUCCUCAACACACUGAACACUCCAAGUUACUCAGGACAUCAAGGCAGUUAGACUCCCCCACACACCAAGGGUUACCACCACUACGUCCUCCUCGAAAGUCCUCCUCACACUCCAUAUCCCUGGUGACGUCCUCGACCUCCCUGAUGUUGUCCUCCUCGAUGCUGGCCUUAUCGACGACUCAGGUGUCAACGCCAACCAGAGUCACGUCGGUGGCACUGGUGCGAGGACCUGUGAACCCGGAGCAG